Molecule: messenger RNA, 846 nt
Organism: Saxophila tyrrhenica
Lineage: Eukaryota; Fungi; Ascomycota; Dothideomycetes; Mycosphaerellales; Extremaceae
Gene: dot2
Product: ESCRT II complex subunit Dot2
Exons: 2
Coding region: 1-846 (281 amino acids)
Biological process (GO): protein transport to vacuole involved in ubiquitin-dependent protein catabolic process via the multivesicular body sorting pathway
Cellular component (GO): ESCRT II complex
Source: RefSeq, a predicted model, not a curated record
AUGGCGUUCGUGUGGAUUGAGAUUCGCCAAGCCGCUUACCCGAUUGGGCGACUCGCCGCCAGCACGUCAACCUCGACGCCUUUGCUCUACAUCUACGACGGGAUACAGGUUGCUAAAGUAGAGCGUCGAGAUGGCCAAUUCCCGUCGCGGACCCUUCGCACCUCUCACGCCGACGCCCUCGCCAACCAGCUCUCCGUAUUCCAGGCCGCCCUGCACAACUUCUCGCUCACGCACGCAAAGGACAUUCGCAGCAAUCCUACGUUCCGAGCAGAGUUCGCUCGCAUGUGCAAUGCUAUUGGCGUGGAUCCAUUAGCGGGUAGCAAUGUCAAGGGCGCGGCUGGCGCGGGCGGGAAGAGUGUGUGGGCGAAGAUGCUGGGGAGUAGUGUCAAUGACUUCUACUUUGAGCUGGCGGUGCGGGUGGUAGAGGUGUGUAGAGAGACGAGGAACGAGAACGGAGGCAUGAUUGCGCUGUCCGACGUGAAGAAGAGGAUCGAGAAGGGCAGAGGCUUGGUCGGUGGCGGCAUGGAGGUCACGGAGGAUGAUAUUGAACGUGCGUUGGAGUCGCUGGAGCCGCUUGGAGGCAUGUUCAAGACUACGAUGUUGGGUUCUAACAAGUACAUUCGAUCUGUGCCCAAGGAGCUGAACCCUGACCAGGCGACGGUGCUUGAGGUCAUUCAAGUGCUGGGUUACGUGACUGUGUCUAUGCUGCGGGACAAUCUAGGCUGGGAGCGGGCGAGAGCUAUUGCAAUCAUGGAGGACCUCGUUGCGGACAGCUUGGUCUGGGUUGACUUUCAAGCUGAAGAAACAGAGUACUGGUCUCCUGCCUGGCUGAAUGGAGGCGGGUGA